AUAUUUUUGUUUGUUAGCACUUAUUUGGUAAAUACUGUGUUCGUUCGUAUGUGUGGAGAUAACCUCGAAGGAAGGGAUGUAUCAAAACAUUGAUCGCCAUUACUAAGUACUAACUCCUUCCUCCCUCCGUCGACCAGCAAAAGAAGCUCGGCUGCUCAAUUAAAAGUCCAAUGAGUGGGACUCUCCUUCGGGUCUUGCCGGUCAUAGCUCGCAACCGCGGGCUUGCCAGCAGCUAUGUCGCAAAAAGGUUGGGAAUACUUAUGGGGAACACUUCUGUGAACUUGGGACUGGAGACUCAGAAAGUGGCAAGACUGUAUAGCAUUCAGAGAACAUCUGUAGUUGCUGCUUGUUCAGCUAAAAGAAACAAUGAGCAGUUUCUGGCAGUUCCUGGUUGUGCAAAUAUACAAAAAUGCCACUACAAAAACUUUGGGCAUCAAAAAGUGGAGAUUUCUAGAAGCAAGAAAUUAUUUUACUAUUUAAUUGGGAUAAUGUUUAUUGUUACUACAAUCAAUUGGGACUGGGUUAAAAAAUACUGGACUGUAGAUGCUGCUAGUGUGACUGAGGCUGAUAGACCCAAGGAGGAGGAGGAGGAAGCUGUUGAAGAAGACAGCUCCUUGGAUUCUUCAUCAGAAGAGACUGAAGCAGAAGAGGAUGCCAGUGAUAAGAAGAAGAAGAAGAAUGUGGGUUUCAGGGAUAGAAAGAUCAUAGAGUACGAGAAUCGAAUUCGGGCAUAUUCAACCCCGGAUAAAAUUUUCCGCUACUUUGCUACCUGCAAGUUAAUACAAAGGACUGCUAGUGGAGUUGACAGGACUGAGAUUUUCAUGACUCCAGAUGAUUUUCUGCGAGCGCUGACUCCGGGAAUGCAACAACCUCAGGGAUUAGGUCUUGACCAGUUUAAGAAGUAUGAUCCAAAGAAGAAGUGUGGCAUAACUCCAGGAGUGGAUGAAAUAUCAGGAGAGAUGCUUGAGGAGGAGGAGGUAGAAAUGUCGGCAGAAGAGAACACUUCCAACAAACUGGAACUUGCCUUGGAUGAAGACUCUAUUUUCUACAAGCUUGGCAGUUCAGGACUCAUCUCUUUCUCAGACUUUAUAUUUUUGCUUACUGUCUUGUCAACAUCGCGUCGUCACUUUGAAAUUGCUUUUCGUAUGUUUGACUUGAAUGGUGAUGGAGAUGUGGAUUAUGAGGAAUUUGAUAAAGUAGCAACACUGAUUCGCAAUCAAACAAGCAUUGGAGCACGUCAUCGAGAUCAUGCUAAUACGGGAAAUACUUUUAAAGGUGUCAACUCUGCUCUCAGUACUUACUUCUUUGGGAUAACACUGAGGGAAAAGCUGACCAUUGAGAAGUUCUUGUUCUUUCAGCAGCAACUACAACAAGAAAUUCUCAGUUUGGAGUUUCGUCGUAAGGGUCCUAAUGAUGAGGGUUUGAUAUCAGAAGCAGACUUUGCUGAGCUGCUGAGUGCUUACGGUGGUUAUCCAACAAACAAGAAGGCACGAAUGCUCAAGAGAGUAAAAAAAGCAUUCAAGGGUGAAGCUUCUCAAGGAAUUAGCCGCGAUGAUUACUUAAAGUUCUUCCACUUCCUCAAUAACAUCAAUGAUGUUGAUACAGCCUUAACUUUCUAUCACAUUGCUGGAGCUUCAAUUGAUCCAGCAACCCUGAAACAUGUGGCCAAGACUGUUGCACAUGUUGAGCUCUCGGACCACGUUGUCAAUGUUGUCUUCACACUUUUUGAUGAUAACAAUGAUGGUCAACUCAGUAAUCGGGAGUUUGUUGCAGUGAUGAAAAACAGAUUGCAGCGUGGCUUAGAGAAACCCAAAGAUACAGGAUUUGUGAAGCUUAUUGUUUCUAUGUUUAAGUGUGCAGGAGAGACAAAGCCAGUUCUCUUGGAUAUAUGAGGAAAGGUUCGUGUGCGGGAUGCAGACUUACAAGAAGAGUGGAAGAGACAUUGUGAAGGGUGUAACUGCCGAGGUCAGGGAAACAACUUAGAAGAACAUGAUCAUGAUGAUAAAAAAGAGUGAAGUAUUAUCAUGUAACAAUGUGAAGAACUAUGAGAUAAAAAAAAUCUACACCUGUGUUUGAUGGUGAAAUGUUAAUGCUGUAUAAAGAUGUGGUGGCCAGUAGAGAAUGAGACUUUAAAGUACAAUGUGGAAGGAAUACUAUAAUAUUAAGAUUUUCAGAUUCAAGAUAAAGGAAAAUGAGCAGAUAUAUGUUACAGGGGUUCUAUGGAUAUGAAUACAAACGAGAAUUAAUGUAAAAAAAGAAAAUAAAGAUUGAUGAAUAUUUUUUUAAUUAGUUUUGCCUGUUUGGGGCUUUAGAGAGAGUGAAUGCAUUUUUUUUAAUUAAUGUUAAUAUCAAACUAAAGAUAUACAGAACAAAUUAGGCUUGUGAAGCAAGGAGUAAAUUUAUAUGAACAUUUGAAGUGUGAGUCAGAUUGAUUAAUAACCUUAGAAACAAAUGUUAUAUGAUAGUUUUUUCCAUUCCCCAUAGCACUCAAUAUCCCUCUAGGCAAUAAACUUAUACAGUAUCUGUAAACCAAACAGUACUAGGUGCUGAUAAUGAUUAUAAAGAGAUAGAUCUGCAUUAUCCUUACAUAUUUCAUGUGCAAGUUUUAUGAGUUUACAAAAGAGCUGCACACCCAAUUUUUGUCUUGGGCAGAAUCACAGCAGACUAAACACUUGCCAUAUACUCUUAAAUGGAAAAAAGUGUCUUUCAUGAUCUAUUUCAUAUUUUCUUCAUUAUUUCUGUGUCUCACCUCUAUAUCUUCUUAUCAACUUCUUCUCUACCCUCCUGCAUAUAUGACAAGGUAGCAUGUGUACCUCUUACAUAUUGUAUUAUAGUGCAAGUAGCUAAAAUGGAGACUUCUUUAACAGAGGUACUGUACUGAGAAUUAGUAGUGUGUCUUUGGUGCUUGAAAGUGUAGGAUUGGUUAGUUGGUGGUGAAAAUAUUUGGAAAAAUCCUUGUGCAUGACCAACUUUCUUUUGCAGAAAAAAAUGCAUGUACAUACAGUAAUACCCAAAUGAACACUAUUACAUUAUGCUACGAAUGUAGAAAGUACAAUAAAUAGAUAAAAAAUCAACACUACAGAUUGAAAAUAGUGCAAUAGAGCAUGAUAAUGUAACUACAUACAUGCAAAGCUUUCAAUAUCUAGUGUAUAACGAGUGCUAGUAAUACCAUCAGUAGACCUUGUUUGUUGCUGGUGUUAGCUUUCUGAUGUAACACUAACUUUGAGUACAGUAUUAGGAUAACUACAGUACCAUGUUUCAUAUAAUUAUCAGAAGUUUUUCAUUAGAUAUGGUAGUCUUGUUUGAAAAAAUUUAAGCUUCAUAUGGACAUAUGCAAAUGUUAGUAAAUUUAUAAAACACAGUUAUAUCCAUUUUCAAGUUAUUUUGUAUUUUGUUUAAAAUAUUUACUUGUUAUGAGUAAGUAGGAGGAGUAUUCAUUUUGUGAAAAGAAUUGUCUGUUAUAACCACAUAAUUGAGAAAGUGUGUGCUGAACUUUGUACAAAUGUGUGAUGCCUGCUAAUGUUCAGAAAGUAAUUAGAAAUUGUUACAUAAAAUAUUCUAGUCAAAACCAUUUUUUUAUAUCUGCCAAACUUGUUAGGAAAUACAGUGCUAAGUCGUAGGAUGUCUGUUUGCUGUUAUUAAAGUUAUAGAUUUACAGUUGAGAAUGUGGUCGUCUUUGAUAAAAUUGGGAGAGUAUAUGAAUAUGAGUACAGUACUAACUGAUGUAUGAAUAUGCAGGACACAGUAGUUUAUCUGAUUAACUUCUCAGAAUACCCAUUUACUUCUCCAAUUAAUCAUCAUGUACUAUACAGUAGCUGAUAAUGAUUAUAAAGAGAUUGAUCUGUGGCGGAUGGCUAUUUUUCUGACUUCAUUGUCAUGAAAGAUUAUUGGGUUAUUCUUAUGGGUUAUUCUUCCCACAUAAAAAGUUGUUGAAAAAAUAAUGAAAUGAAAGAAGACCAACCAAGAUAGUGUCCAUCUUCUGUAGUGUAAGUACAGUAUUUAUAAACUGUCACCCAUUUUUUCUAGUUAACAUUAAUGGCUUGAAAGACUUGAGAACAGAUUGAAAGAGUAGUUAGGUGUUUCUCAAAGACUGACUAUUGACAAUGGUCCAGUUAAGGCAUGUCAUUUUAUGAACAUAAAUUUUAUAUUGGCAGUUAAUAGAAUUAUACAUACAUAUACGAUACACAGUAUACUUUCUGCAGAAUAAUUUAUAUUAUUGUUUGCACUACUGUAUAUGGAAGUUGAAUUGAAUUGAAUUGAAACAGUUUAUUUAGAGUCCACAUGUUUUAAGGACUGACGAGAUAUAUUAUUGUUUAUAUUAUUUCCGUAGUCUGAAGCAUUCUUAAGGGUGAGAAUUGGUUAACCUUACUAUGUUAUGACUGAGUAACAUCAAAUUUAGCAGACACUUGAAACCUCAUACAGUAGAAUACCUAUUAGGAAGAUGGUAACAAGCAUGCUGUUCAUACAUCAAUCCACAUGUAAUAGUUUCCCAUUAAGUUUUAUUCCAAAAUUAUUAGUAUUUUUAUUUCACUCUGGCAAGCCUUUUCCCAGUAUGAUGCAGGAUGGCUGAUAUUAAGAGCAAAACACUUAACCUUUAUUCUCUGUUAAUUAUAAAGUAGGAGUCCAGUAGUGCAGUGUGUCAUGUGCCUGUGUGUCAGCCAUUGGACUGUGCUCUCCUAACUAAAUGGGGUGGAUAGUGUGUGCUAGACCUUAUAAUGAAGAGUUUAGUAUACAGUACUGUACUAUAAAAACAAAAAUAAAAAUCCUGAUAUCUAUUAAUAAUCAAAUUGUGUUUAUUGAGACUUAUUCAAGAAUGAACCAGUCAAUAUUUGUACUGCAGAAUGGACAUGACAAUAUGUAGUACUUAUGUAUCAGAUGUUCACAAAUGAAAUGUAUUAAGAGUAUGAUGAGUAUUUAUUCAUGAUUAAGAUAAUCAGUGGACUGUCGUAUCGGUAAAACUGGCAAAUGUGUAAAUGGAUACAGUAUCUAAUGUUUUAAGUACUUCACAGUACAGGUAUAUUAAAGUGAGUAAAUGUUAGUGAAUU
Messenger RNA from Homarus americanus (American lobster), 5045 nucleotides. RefSeq names its product calcium uptake protein 1 homolog, mitochondrial-like (gene MICU1). Gene Ontology annotation, molecular function: calcium ion binding. The transcript has 15 exons. The record is from RefSeq and is a predicted model, not a curated record. Gene Ontology annotation, cellular component: uniplex complex. Bases 171 to 1892 code for a protein of 573 amino acids. Lineage: Eukaryota; Metazoa; Arthropoda; Malacostraca; Decapoda; Nephropidae. Gene Ontology annotation, biological process: calcium import into the mitochondrion; mitochondrial calcium ion homeostasis.